UCGUCUCCACGUUGGAAGUGAUAGAAAGUAUUAUCCCUAUUCGGGCUCCGUUUCUGUUUUUUGGGGGAAGGAGGAUACACCGAAGCGGAUACUUCAGGUGUAAAAACACUGAGGAUCGGCGCCGGCGGAACUACGUUUUUUGUUGAUGAUCGCUCGGUUCACAAGAGAAAAGUUUUCUCAGGACGCCAAGUUGUCAAGUGAGUUGAACUUCAACAAUUGGCGGACUCACUCUGUCCCAAGACAGUUGAGAGGCAGAGAGACACGGGACAUAUGUAACCAGUCGAUCUUGGACUUUUUUUUUUUAUGAGAAUAGACCUCCGUCAAGGUGAUCAAAAACUUUAUAUGUCCAGAAAAAUGGAAGCGACAUUCUACGACGAAGCCGUGAAUGGCUCCAACUCUCAACACGAAGGGCCGACAGUGUACGGGUUCAACCCUAAAACCCUCAAACAGACUAUGACCCUGAACCUUAACGACCCGAAGAACUUCAAACCCCAGCUGAGCUCCAAGGCCCUGGACAUCCUGACGUCCCCUGAUGUCGGGUUGCUGAAGCUAGCCUCGCCUGAACUGGAGAGACUGAUCAUCCAGUCCUGCACCGGGCUGACGACCCCCACCCCGACCCAGUUCGUCUGUCCCAAGAACAUCACCGAUGAGCAGGAGGGCUUUGCCGAAGGGUUCGUGAGAGCUCUGGCUGAGCUCCACUACCACCAGCAGGGACCAGCCGUCCAUCCUGACGCACAGGCCGGCGCGAACAACAGCAUGGCAUCCGGCUCCGCCGCGUCCGAGAGCGGCGGGAUUCCCUACAGCUGCACGGUGCGCACCGACCCGCCGGAGUACACAAACUUGGGCACUUUCAACCGGGCUGUGGGAUCUGCGUCUGCACCUGCCAACGAGAGGCACCCACCCAUGAGUUACCCAGCCGCCCCACAGCCGUCCCACAACCACAUGGACCACCAGCUGGCGGCAGCGCAGCACCCGCGGCUACACGCGCUCAAAGAGGAGCCGCAGACGGUGCCCGAGAUGUCCGGCGACACUCCGCCGCUCUCCCCCAUCGACAUGGAGAACCAGGAGCGCAUCAAAGCUGAGAGGAAGCGCAUGAGGAACAGAGUGGCCGCGUCCAAAUGCCGGAAAAGGAAGCUGGAGAGGAUCUCCCGGCUGGAGGAUAGGGUCAAAAACCUGAAGAGCCAAAACACGGAGUUGGUUUCCUCUGCCAACGUCCUCCGGGACGAGCUGGCUCUGCUCAAACAAAAGGUCAUGGACCACGUUAACAGCGGCUGCCAGCUCAUUUUGACGCAGCAGCUCCAAGCUUUCUAGACUGCCAAGAGAAAAGAACUAAGGGACAUUUCUUGGGGACCAAAUGCGGGGUUGGGGGUGGGGUCUGCUGCGUCUCAUGUCAUUUUUCCACCAAAUUAUGCGCUCAGGCUGUGAAUGGAGACUGACAAGAUACUUGCAAUUGGCCAGUAUGAUGAAAUAUUCCAGAGCAGAGGCCUCCAAAUAUGACUGAUAUUUCUGGCUUUUUUUUUCAUUCAAAACUACAAGAUCACAUUUGCAUUCAGUCAAGUCGAGGUAAUAUGGCAAGUGUCCGCACCUUCAGAUCAUCCCGUGCAGUCCUGCUUCCUGACAAGACAGCCAGAGCCUGUGUGGGAUCAGAUUGCAAAUGGACAACAAAGUGUGAACAUUGCCUUGCAAAUCCCCCACUGUCAAUUAUCAAUGUAUGCAUAUAGACUUGAGUCAAGCACUGCGCAUCCCACCAGCGACUAUACAGUAUCUACAGAGUAACACUAACGAAAAAAAAAAAAAAACAUGUUUCACACCUUUUACGCAAGGACUCUUACAGGUGUGUGCGUGUGUGUGUAGCGUUUACUGACAAAAAACUGCCUUACUUUCUUAACCCUUCUGUUCAUACACGUUUGCGAUAUAGGUGUAACUAAUGUUAGACCUGAAAUAACACUUUGUAAUAAUAUUUGUACGCUGUAUUUUGAGCACUUCAGAACUGUACAUAUGGCAAAAUAAAAUGUUGGACACG
Molecule: messenger RNA, 2023 nt
Organism: Chelmon rostratus (copperband butterflyfish)
Lineage: Eukaryota; Metazoa; Chordata; Actinopteri; Chaetodontiformes; Chaetodontidae
Product: transcription factor AP-1-like
Exons: 1
Coding region: 304-1311 (335 amino acids)
Biological process (GO): regulation of cell population proliferation; regulation of transcription by RNA polymerase II; regulation of cell cycle
Cellular component (GO): transcription regulator complex
Molecular function (GO): DNA-binding transcription factor activity, RNA polymerase II-specific; RNA polymerase II cis-regulatory region sequence-specific DNA binding; transcription factor binding
Source: RefSeq, a predicted model, not a curated record